Messenger RNA from Symbiodinium sp. CCMP2592, 426 nucleotides. NCBI's taxonomy places the organism in Eukaryota, Dinophyceae, Suessiales, Symbiodiniaceae. The record is from the annotation of a GenBank genome assembly.
AUGACUGCCCUCUCACAUGCGCGGCGCCUCCUCGUAGAAUUCAAGGCGAUGGGUGCCGGCUAUGCCGCCUUUGGUGCCGGGAUGGGCGUACUUUGUGGGGCCGUCGAUGGUCCUGCUCCGGCCAACGAGCCACCAACACGAGCUGCGGAGCUAGUUCCCGGCGAGCGGCCCUCUUUCGCUGCGGUGAAAGAGCAAGUCUCCCACCAUCCAAGGGAGCUGGGAGUCGUCCGUCAGCUACUGCUUACUUUCCCGGGGAUUUGCCUAGCUCUGCCGCUGGGGAGACGUGGCCAUGCAGCAGGGGCGCCCUUUGCUUCGAUGGCCAUUUGUGUCACCGCACUUAUCUGGUGCCCUCUGCUCCUCUACCUCUAUGGAGGUUAUCCUGCAGGGGUUGCGCUUCAUCGCCACUUUGCUGCACGCUCGGAAUAG